AUGUCGUCGUCGUCCACGGCAGCGAACGUCUCCGAUCGUCCGAUCUCUCCGGACACCACCCGCGUGGCCUGGGUGGGGACGGGCGUCAUGGGCCAGUCCAUGGCUGGACACCUCCUCUCCGCCGGCUACGCUCUCACCGUCUUCAACCGCACGGCAUCCAAGACCCAGGGCCUCGUCUCCAGCGGCGCCAGCCUCGCGGACAGCCCCCGCGCGGCCGCCUCGGCUGCCGAUGUCAUCUUCCUCAUGGUCGGCUUCCCCUCCGACGUCCGCUCCACCGCCCUCGAUCCAUCCACCGGCGCCCUCUCUGGCCUGGCCUCAGGCGGCAUCCUCGUCGACAUGACCACCUCCGACCCCACUCUCGCCGCCGAGAUAGCCGCGGCCGCUGCCGCCUCCGGCUGCUCGGCCGUCGACGCCCCCGUCUCCGGCGGCGACCGAGGGGCCCGCAACGCCACCCUCUCCAUCUUCGCGGGCGGCGACGCCGCCGUCGUUGCUCGCCUGGCGCCGCUCUUCAAGCUCAUGGGGGAACGCGCUGGCAUGGUGUACGCGCACAAGGCCGGGCUGGACGUGGCCAAGUGGCUGGAGGCCAUCUCCACCGGCGCGGCGGGGUCCAAGUCGCUGGAACUGUACGGGAAGCGGAUCCUGGAGAGGGAUAUGGCGGCUGGCUUCUAUGUCCGGCACUUCGUGAAGGACCUCGGUAUCUGCCUGUCGGAAUGCCAGGCCAUGGGGCUGUCGCUGCCGGGGCUCGCGCUCGCGCAACAGCUGUACGUGUCGCUGAUCGCGCACGGCGAGGGUGGGCUCGGUACACAGGCGCUCAUACUGGCCGUCGAGCGGCUGAACAACACCAGCCUCGAGAAGAAGGACGAAUGA
Molecule: messenger RNA, 867 nt
Organism: Miscanthus lutarioriparius
Lineage: Eukaryota; Viridiplantae; Streptophyta; Magnoliopsida; Poales; Poaceae
Source: the annotation of a GenBank genome assembly